This is a messenger RNA of Phytophthora infestans T30-4, 1770 nucleotides long. RefSeq names its product phospholipase D, Pi-sPLD-like-9. The transcript has a single exon. Gene Ontology annotation, molecular function: D-type glycerophospholipase activity. Gene Ontology annotation, cellular component: plasma membrane. NCBI's taxonomy places the organism in Eukaryota, Oomycota, Peronosporomycetes, Peronosporales, Peronosporaceae. The record is from RefSeq and is a predicted model, not a curated record. Bases 1 to 1770 code for a protein of 589 amino acids. Gene Ontology annotation, biological process: phospholipid catabolic process.
AUGGUCCGAGUCUUCUCUGCGACCGUCGCACUGCUUUGUGUGCUUUCAAAUGCCCCCACAUCGACUUUUGCGCGCACAGGUGUCGUGUGUACCAAGAUUGGCAGUGUUGUCUCCGCGGCAACAAGAUUGUGUCUCUGUGAACCAUGUCACAUGUGCGAAUUCAAGAAGAAGUCUCUGUCUUGCGGCUUAAUUGAGCGCCAGGGCCUCGAUCUAUCGGACGGAUCAAACAUGAAGGUAGACCAACCUUUGCUCGCACCGACGGAUUGGCUCCUUACCGAAUCAGAGAUAACUGCAUCGCGUGGUGGUUCACCUCGAAGCGACUUGUCCACUUUCACGACGGGAAAUGAUGUGAAAACGUACACAGUUACAAAAGAAUUCUUCGACGCGGCGUUUAAUGAUCUCUCGUCUACCAAGACGGGAGACCGAGUGAUGCUGACGGGUUGGGGUACCGACCUCAUUCCUUUCCAACCCAACGUUGACGGCGGAAAAAAGUCGCAAUUACACGACGUGGUCUCCGGUGUGAUACAACGAGGUGGCAGUUUCCACGCUUUGGUGUGGGCCAAUCUGUUGGAGAAAUCCCAGAACAUCAAGGUACGCAACGACAUUAACGCCAUCCCAGCAUCACCGACAGGUGAUAAACCUCUUUUUGUCUUCGAUGAUCGCACACGUGUCGUUACAUCUUCACACCACCAGAAAAAUUUGAUCAUCGCGUCUAACACUUCGACGGGGAUUGAUGAACAGCCUGUGGCGUUUGUCGGUGGCAUUGACAUCACAUCGGAUCGUUGGGAUACCAUCUCCCAUAAUGAGUCCGUUCUCCGUGAGGCUACAGGGGUCAGUGGCGCCUACAAAGGCUGGUUGGAUGGGCAUGUUCGAAUUCACGGACCUGCCGCAAAAGAUGUGGCUGCAAACUUCCUCGCUCGUUGGAACUCCGACUACAAACCGACACAAAGUCUUGCUCACGACCUGCUGGACUUUGAAAACCCGUCAUACUCCGACUUAGCGCCUCUGAACUACGCAAGCAGCAAGACGAGCUCGACUCUAGGCCGCCAGAGCGUGCAGAUUGUUCGUACUUUCAGUUGUCAGUACAAACGCUACAACGAGUUUGCGCCACGUGGUGAGAACUCGCUGUUCCAAGCACGCAUCAAGGCGCUGAAGAAUGCCAAAAAUUUCAUCUAUAUCGAAGAUCAGUACUUUAUCCUCGUGCCGGAGUUGCUUAACGCGCUUCUAGAAGUGAUGCCGACAAUCCAGCGACUUAUUGUGGUCGCUCAGCGUCCUGUAGGGGAAUCGAAAGCCACCGGAUAUGAGAAAUAUUUGUUCGAUAUGAUCGCUCCUAUCCAAAAACUGUAUCCGAACAAAUUGCAGAUCUUCUCGACCAAGAAGGAGUUGAAUCUCUACAUCCACUCCAAGGUCGUGAUCAUCGACGACGUGUACCUAUCGGUUGGCUCAGCAAAUUGGAAUCGUCGUAGCAUGACCUCAGAUUCGGAGUUGGGUGCAAACAUCAUCGAUGACGAGACGGUACAAUCUCCAGAUGGAACUACGGUGCUGAAGGCAGCGCGCGACUUUCGAAUCCGCAAAUUCCAAGAGAUGACGGGUCUGAGCUACGAGAAGCUAAACGCCAUGACGUUUAUUGAGGCUGCGAACCAGUUUGAUGAGGCUGCUGUUGGCAAAUCGAGCAUCAUUGAGCCGUACCAAGUCAAGGAGCAGGCGUAUUUUACUGCCGUUAACGAGGUUGUUCGAAAAACGGUAGACCCACAGGACACCUGCAUGUAG